Molecule: messenger RNA, 3190 nt
Organism: Eurytemora carolleeae
Lineage: Eukaryota; Metazoa; Arthropoda; Copepoda; Calanoida; Temoridae
Exons: 3
Coding region: 2526-3002 (158 amino acids)
Source: RefSeq, a predicted model, not a curated record
UGUUUUGUUUUACAAUGUACACAAAGAGAACAUGUUCACAAUUAAAAUAGAAGAUGGGCGCGAAGCGUCCUAAAAGCCUAUUAUCUUUAAUAGUGGCAAAGAAAAACAAGAAACGAAUUACAUGUUAAAUGUACAUAGUACAACUAUACUGAUGGUAAUAGUAAACAAAACAGAAUUUUGUAAACAUUUACGUUAUAAAAUGACACAAAUUUGUAUUGCAAGGGGUACUAAUGUAUCUUAAUUUACAAAUAUGUAUCCUCUUGGCGUCAAUGGACUUAUAGAAUGUCGUCUUCUAAAUAUAUUCGAGCCUGGUGUUUGUCCAGUCAGGAUUAUGUGCUUUAUUUCCUGAAAAUAACAUAAAUUAUAAAUUGGUUACUUCUACAAAUGUUUUAAUAAAUGUUUAUAAUAAAAAAUUUUACGAUGUAUUAGUGGAUGAUAAAGGGGUUAACUAUUGGUGAACAAUACUAAAAGACGUUUUUAAACAAGGUUGGAGGCCGUGCUAGGAGGGGGAGGGGGGUUCAGUUGUGACAGUGGUGUGGGAGGUGAUGAUGUCCUCUGCAGUUUGAUAACAGGUGGCGAGGACGGAGUGGUCGUAGGUGAGGAAUUCCAGAUUGGUUUCCAGUUGGUGAAUGAAUUGUUUGGACAGUGCCUUAAGAGCAUAUAUUCGGUUCUCCUUGAUUGCAUUUUUAAAGGCAUUAGAGAGGAGAAGGAUGGGAUGAUUGGGUGGGGGUCGGAGGGGUUGGAGUGGUGUCAUCGGUUCCCAGUUCCUCAUCCAGGUUGUGGACAUGGUUGGUGGGCGUGGGGCAGAUUGUGCAUCCUAACAAUCUGCAGGGAGAGUUUCUUGUACAUCUUUGAACUUCCUGAUAAGGGGUUUCAGGAGGAAGGUCUUUGAGAGAAUCCUCGUGGAGAGGAGUAGUUGGAUUCAUCUUUAGGUUGUCAUGUAGAUCCGUCAGGGUUAAAUCAAAAUGUUAACAGAUAACAGCAUACACACCAGACAAAUUGAACAAUAGGCCCAUCAGAACACUAGUGGGGGAGAUAUAUUUUCCCCAACAAAUCUUUCCAUGUUGCGGCCGCAAACACACAACAGAAUAACCCCCAUCUCAAGAAAAUCGAUAACAAAAAGCUUUAUUUCCUGAAAAUAACAUGAAUUAUAAAUUGGUUACUUAUACAAAUGUUGUUAUAAAAGUUUAUAAUAAAAAAUCUUACGAUUUAUUAGCAGAUGAUAAAGGGGUUAACUAUUGUUGAACAGUACUAUAAGACGUUUCUAAACUUCUGAAAUAAAUGACAGUUGAUUAUUAACAAAAGUCACUAAUUCUUUAUAUGAAAAUAUUCUUUGUUUAACUUUUGAAAUGGAUUCACAAUAAACAAGAGUGUUUAGACUCUGUUCCCGGAGAACAAAGAAAAGGGGGCCAAAAUUAUUUGGUUUGGUGUCUCUGAGAAGGGAUUUAAGUUAAAUCGACCUUACACGGAGAGAUCUUAUAGUUAAUGGUUGACAACACUAUAUAUAGGAAAUAGCUGGAGAUGAUGGUGAUGUAAGGUGUGGAACAUACUUGUUUCAUGGAAUGUAUUGAAUACUAUAUAUAAGAAGUAGCUGGAGAUGAUGGUGAUGUAAGAUGUGGAACCUACUUGUUGCAUUAAAUGUAUUGAAUACUAUAUAUAUAGGAAGUAGCUGAUGAUGAUGGUGAUGUAAGAUUUGGAACCUACUUGUUGCAUGAAAUGUAUUGAAUACUAUAUACAGGAAGUAUCUGGAGAUGAUGGUGAUAUAAGAUGUGGAACCUACUUGUUACAUGAAAUGUAUUGAAUACUAUAUAUAAGAAGUAGCUGGAGAUGAUGGUGAUAUAAAAUGUGGAACCUACUUGUUGCAUGAAAUGUAUUGCAUACUAUAUAUAGGAAGUAUCUGGAGAUGAUGGUGAUGUAAGAUGUGGAACCUACUUGUUGCAUGAAAUGAAUUGAAUACUAUAUAUAGGAAGUAUCUGGAGUUGAUGGUGAUGUAAGAUGUGGAACCUAUUUGUUGCAUGAAAUGUAUUGAAUACUAUAUAUAGGAAGUAGCUGAUGAUGAUGGUGAUGUAAGAUGUGGAACCUACUUGUUACAUGAAAUGUAUUGAAUACUAUAUAUAGGAAGUAUCUGGAGUUGAUGGUGAUGUAAGAUGUGGAACCUACUUGUUGCAUGAAAUGUACACUAAUUACUACCAACAAUGCAACUGCAGUUGAAGCUGGAUGCCAUGAUGGAUGUAUCUACAUCAAGAUGAAUGAUCGCUCAGGGGCUUUGUAUUGUUUUGGAAAUGGAGAUCUGACUUCUUUUUGCCUUUGUUGAUCGGUUUCCUCUUGAUACUGUUGUACUUCGGAUUGUUCUUGAAAAGAGUGAACAGUCCCUUGAAUACAACUGGAUACCAGGGAUCAGUACAACCCGAGCUGUAGCAGUAGACACAAGUCUCCUGCACACUACCACUCUGGGUCCUGUGCUACAUACAGCAAGCAGACAGCAUACAGAGGGAACCUUUCUGGACGAGCUACAGCAGGAGAAGAUGAACCGGGUUCCUGUUAUUGUGCGGAACCCCGCCCACAUUGAGGAAGUAGAGCUGGAUGAAGAUGAAGUUGAUCCAGCUGAUAUCACUCCUCUUAUCAGUGGAGACACUCCCAUUAUCACUGUCCCAGCCUCGGAGGACGAGAACGUAGCUGAGGAUGUAGUAGAGGAUGGUGAUGAGGAUGAGGAUUUGCAGUUUAUCCUAGAGAAGAUGGAGAAGCUUGAUACAGAGUUCAAGGAACUCCGAAAGGAGAUUAUGGAUCUCCUGUCCUCUAUUCCUGAGGACACUAGCUCCCUCCAGCCUGCUGUUGUCCCCCAAGUUGAGGUUUGGGACACAGGGAAGGCUUGGGAGCAAGAAUACAGGCUGUAUCCUGACCCUACUAGGAAAGAGGUCAGUGACAGGCUGUCUAACCAGGUUUGGGAUUUAAAAGAACAGUUUGUUUUUAUUUACUAUUUUCAAAUUUUGUUUAUCAAAUAAUCUUGUUUUGUUUCAUAAGUGUGUAAAUACUUGAGAAUUGACAUGAUAUGAAUUCUGGUAAUUGUUUCAAAACCAGGAUAUGUUCCAAAAACACUGCAUGAGCUGAAAUCCAGUAAUUGUCUCAAAUCCAGGAUAUGUUCUGAAAACGCAACGUGAGCUGAAAUUCGGUAAUUGUUUCAAAAUAGGGA